AUGGCAGGUAUGGUUAAUGCAGAUUCUCGUUCUUUAGAACAAACGCCCACUUGGGCUGUGGCUAUUGUUUGCUUGGGCUUUGUACUCAUUUCUAUACUCAUCGAACAAGCUAUUCAUUUCCUUUCCAAGUGGUUCGAGAAACGCCGAAAGUUAUCCCUGGCAAAAGCACUAGAAAAGAUCAAAGAAGAAUUGAUGCUUCUUGGAUUUAUCUCGCUGCUUCUCACUGUUGGGCAGAAGUCAAUUUCACAGAUUUGUAUAUCUAAAAGCUUAGCAGAAUCAUUCCUUCCCUGUUCAAAGCAGGAAGUCUUGGCAAAAAAUGUCACUCACAAGAUUGAAAACUUGCCAUUACUUGGGCACCAUCGCAAGCUCCUGGUAUUAGCUUCAGAAAUACCAUUAAGACGUAGCUUGGCGAGAGAUGACGUUGCUUACAAUUACUGUGCUAAAAAAGGGAAGGUUCCUCUGAUAUCACAAGAUGGACUCCAUCAACUGCACAUCUUCAUUUUCGUAUUGGGCGUUUUUCAUGUCCUUUCUUGUUUUGUCAUCCUCACAUUAGGAUCGUUAAAGAUGAAGAAAUGGAAAGCAUGGGAGGAAGAGACUAAAACAUUGGAUUAUCAAUAUUCUACCGAUCAUUCAAGGUUUAGAUAUACUCGUGAAACUACUUUUGGAAGGAGGCAUAUGAGCUUUUGGUCUAAAACACCAAUUCUCUCUUGGAUUGUUUCUUUUUUCAGACAAUUCUUUAGAUCUGUGGCCAAAGUGGACUACUUAACAUUACGUCGUGGCUUUAUACUUGCUCAUUUUGCUCCACAUAGUAAAUUUGAGUUUCAAAGAUAUAUAAAGAGAUCUUUGCGGGAAGACUUUAGUGAUGUUGUAUCAAUUAGUCCACCUUUGUGGUUUAUUGCAAUCGUAUCUCUACUUCUCAUGAGAAAUGGAUGGUACACAUUCAUUUGGCUAUCAUUCAUUCCAUUAAUAAUUCUUCUAAUAGUGGGAACAAAGUUGCAAGCUAUAAUAACGCAAAUGGCGCUGGAUAUCCAAGAAAGAAAUCCUGUUGUGCAAGGAGCUCCAGUGGUGAAUCCCAAUGACCAACUCUUUUGGUUCAAACGACCCCGGCUGAUUCUUCAUCUCAUUCACUUUUCCCUGUUUGAGAGCGCUUUCCAACUUGCGUUUUUCUUUUGGGCAUGGUAUGAGUAUGGCCUGAAAUCCUGCUUCCACAAACAGACGGUAGAUAUUGUAGUGAGAGUAAGCUUGGGGAUUACAGUUCAAAUAGUGUGCAGCUAUGUCACUCUCCCUCUCUAUGCUCUUGUUACACAGAUGGGGACAAACAUGAAACCAACGGUAUUUGGUGAAAGAAUAGCCACCUCCUUGAAGAAGUGGCGCCAGAGAGCUAAGAAGAAACUUAAAGGAAAGCAAGAAAAUCUAUCAAGCAGACCAACUAAAUCACCUGAACGAUCUUCCCCACUUCAUCUUUUACACAAUUACAAUAGUGUAAUAGAGACAGAAAGUUUAGAGCAAUUAGAACAAUUUGAACAUAAGAUUUCAAAUAUUGAGGCAGUUACAGAUACACCUUCAUCUUACCAAUCUCAACUCAAUACUGAUAACGAUUUCAAGGAAGAAAUACAUGGAGGAGCACAAGACGCUGAAACAAAUGGUUCUGGGUUCACCUUUCACUUAUCCAAGCAACGAUGA
Messenger RNA from Cryptomeria japonica (Japanese cedar), 1683 nucleotides. RefSeq names its product MLO-like protein 6. Gene Ontology annotation, biological process: defense response. The record is from RefSeq and is a predicted model, not a curated record. The transcript is spliced from 15 exons. Bases 1 to 1683 code for a protein of 560 amino acids. NCBI's taxonomy places the organism in Eukaryota, Viridiplantae, Streptophyta, Pinopsida, Cupressales, Cupressaceae. Gene Ontology annotation, cellular component: membrane.